Messenger RNA from Actinia tenebrosa (Australian red waratah sea anemone), 4843 nucleotides. RefSeq lists its product as uncharacterized. Gene Ontology annotation, cellular component: plasma membrane. The record is from RefSeq and is a predicted model, not a curated record. Gene Ontology annotation, biological process: positive regulation of MAPK cascade; adenylate cyclase-activating adrenergic receptor signaling pathway. Lineage: Eukaryota; Metazoa; Cnidaria; Anthozoa; Actiniaria; Actiniidae. Gene Ontology annotation, molecular function: G protein-coupled receptor activity.
GGUGUGCGUGACUGUGUCUACAGUGUGUACAAGUCGUUUUUAGUUACAGUUAAAAAUCGUUAUAUCGAGAGGAAAAUGAGUGAUUUAGAAGUGAGUUUAGUUACAUAUUAUACCAGUGUAUGCAUCUUUAAAUUAGGUUACAACGCCGGCUUUUAAACGUGGCUACGUUUGCGCUGCUGAGCGUGCCGCAUCUCGACGCAUCGCUCCGCUACGUUCCUGGUUCCCUCGUUCCAUUAUCAUGGUACACUUGGAGCGCUUCCUCGUGGCUGUUUUCAUACGGACGCUUAAUCCGGCAUUUAAAAACAUGGUUUCAACACUGACAACACUGAAUGACUUUGAUUAAAGACCAAGAGGAAGGUAUUUUUCUUUCCCACUAUUGUGGGGUCACUAAUCUCUCGGCCGAAUAUAACAUUCGUGGCUUUGAGGUAUUUUUAGACACAGAAGUUACAGAUAACGUAUUGGUUGCAGUCGUUCCUGAUUAUCCAUUUUGAUUCUGCAGCGAAAAAACAGAUAGAUCUCGAUUUUUCAUUUGUGAUGGAAUAACGCACGAUACCAGACGCGGAUUCCCUAAUGACAGGCCCAUAAUCUUUGCCUAAUGUUCCAUGAAACUCAAGACCUGCAGGAAAAAAGUUGUUCGUGUUGCUAUCAAGACGAUUUGAACAAGAAGACCAGCCUUGAAGUCGAUGUAUUUUCUAUUAUCGAAAUAUAUUAGAUCUCAAAAAGAAGAUUUAUGAUUGACGCAUUUUGCCAUCUCAAUUGGGCUGAACAGCUGGUAUAAAUCCUACGAUUUGCGCUCUCAAGCCAGUUUUGAACUGACCGGCUUACAAGAAAGGUCUCUCUAGCUUUCCGGCUAAAAGACUGAGCCUAAGCCCGACUCUCAAGAAGUCACAGUUGAACUAGUGCUCUGUAGGGGGUUAAGAUGAAUUCACUGUACAAUGCAACAGCUAGAAACUGUACGAGCGUCGGGAAUGGAACAUCGUGUGGCGUAGGUAAUUCCCUCUCACCGUGGUACUACAGUUCAUUUAACGUUACCUUAGUAGUGCUUUACUCUCUGAUCAUCUUUGCCGCUCUUAUGGGCAACAUCCUGGUUUGUCUAGCGGUUUGCAUCAACUCGAAUUUACGUCAAAACGUGUCCUCCUAUUUCAUUGUUUCCCUUGCGAUUUCCGACAUUGGGACGACAUGUCUUUCAAUGACGUUUGAUCUCGAGCAAUUCACAACGCAUGGAAAAUGGUACCACGGUGAAACGAUGUGUGUGAUUUGGACCACGGCUUAUCUCAUUACCGUUCCCUCAUCCAUUUGGAAUCUAUUUGUUUUGAGCAUCGAUCGUUAUAAGACGCUUAAAAACCCUUGGAAAAGAUACAAAGAAUCUCAUUCGAUGACGACAAAAAGAGCUAUCAUUACAAUUGCUAUCUUAUGGAUCUACUGCUUUGCUUUCGCGCUCCUUCCCGUCAUGGGCUGGAAGGCUUAUCCCAGAAGCGUAAAAAACAACUACUGUUGGUUUAAUAUUUCAUUGAAUUUCAGUAUCGUCGGCUCAGCAUUCAAUUUCUAUCUGCCUAUGUUUGCUAUGUGCUAUAUCUAUUAUAAAGUCUACCAGAUCGCUCGUGCGCACAUCAAGUUCCCCUUAGCGUUGAAGACGCGUUAUGAUCAAGCAACUGGGUCAGGAAAUGCAUCUGGAGUCAGUACUGUCAAUACCUUGGAAAGUCCAAGGAGAACGUCUGCCAAACAGUAUCCGAAUGUUGACCCAACGAACCAAGAAACGGCGACCCGAGAGGUGAUGGGGUUGGAGAAUGUGUCCUUUUACUUCGAGGAGAACCUGGCAAACAAGUCGUUGAGGCCGGAAAAGGAACCUACUGGAAAAGAAAACAAAAGCGCAAAUGAAAAAUUUGAUGCGAUUCGUGUUAACCCAUUAGGAAAAGUGGAUAUCAACGAUAUCAACGUAGGUUUUAGCAACAAACCACGUAUAACAAACCAAUGCAUCAAUACUCGUACUGAUGACUUAGUCUCUACAAAGAACAAUGAUGAUCUCCGCAAGUAUCGAUAUGGCUUGAAAAGGUGUGACAGUGUUGAUAACGAUAUUCAACAACUUGACUCCGAAACGAAAACCCGCGCAGAAAACAGGAAUGUUAAAGACCGAAGUGGCGAUAAUAAACCAGGAUUCUCCUCAGACGAGUUAACGUCAUCCUUAUCCACUCGAGAAGCCGUAAUGCGGGAGUCUGUUGAGAAAGAUGAACGUGCAAUAAUUAAAAAGAGCUCUAAAGAAAUCAUUCCUCAGUCAUCUACAGUAUUACAUCCAAGCAACUUGGAUAGCGAGAUGGAAAAGGUCAAAGCAGGGCUUACUGAGAGCAAGAAGGAAAACAAGGAUCGCAGCAGUCAAGAAAACUUCACAGAAAAAUCCCAGCUAAAAACAUCGAUAUCUUUGAACAGUUUUAAAAGGUUUUAUGAUCCCAGUUCGCGGCUAGACAACAAGUGCAUCAAGAGUAAACCUACCGUAUCAAGCUCUACUUCUGAUAACUCCUUGUGCAAACGAAAGACAAAAUUACCUUUCGCAAAACCUUUGAAUAAAAAAAGUGAAGCUAUUAAUGACGACGAGUCCUGUAGCCUCAGGAAAUUCCACAAAAGGUCGAUCGAAAACCAAGAUGAGUUCAUAGAAAGUCGUAGAGAAUCAAGCUCAGAGAGCAAGGGUUGUCCCCCGCCCCCGGGCGAAUUUAAAGGAACUUUCAAACGGCAAAGAGAUUCACUGACGCACUCAAACCAGAGACGCCUAAAACACCUAACGAAAAAUACGAAGGCUGCCCGCACUAUCUCGAUCAUAGUCGGUACUUUUCUGAUCUGCUGGAUUCCGUUCACUACCAUGAGUAUCGCAUUCAAUAUCUGUAGUGUGCCAUGUUAUACUCUUAUUCCUUCAGAGGUUUUUUCGAUUCUUCUCUGGUUGGGAUACCUAAAUUCUGCUUUAAACCCGGUACUAUUCAGCUAUCGUAACAUGCAGUUUAGGAAAUCGUACAGAAAAAUUGCUAGCAAAGUGCUUCCGUGUCUGAAAAAACAGUGAUGAAUAUCGGUCUGACAAACACUAGAAAAGAACUCGAUUAUUACAAAGAGAUCAUUUAUUCAGCAUUCAAUUAAUCAUUGUAGUAAACUCUAUUUCUAGCCUGCGCAGACGUCCUUAGAACCCUUAAGGAGAAAUAACACGGAGCAAUUUUCUCUGCAACCUGUCUCGCAACGGUGUUGCGACACAAGCUGCAUGGAGCUUUGCACCGUGUAACCUACAGCGCAAAUUAAAAAAAAAAUGUUCCGAAAAGUUGCACCGUGUAAACAGUCAUGCAACUUGUGUCGCAACAGCGUUGUGAGACAGGUUGCAGAGAAAAUUGCUUCGUGUAAUCGCGGCUUUAGGGUUGGUCACGAAAUUGUGUGACGACGUGACGACCCUAAUAACGUCUGUGUCGUCCGUCCUCCGAUCAGAGAAAGGUAUUAAUUAAUUGAUUAAUUAAUAACAGGUUCGUGACGAAGGAUUUGGGAUGGGCCGUGCCCUGACUAUGACGGUGCUGUGUACGAGCAUUCUGAUUGGAUGAAUAUUAACCCCUUGCAAUGUGAUUGGUUCAAUAGAUGUCGUCCAUUUCGUGCCCUGACAGUGACUAUACCGUAAGCGCUUCCCAGCCAUGUAAAAUCUAGUCUAGCUAAUUUUAUAAAAGCCAGUUAUAAAUCUGGCGUUGUGGUUGGCUGAAGCAGGUGCCCAAUGAGAGCACACAGCACGUACAAGAUCUUUCGCAGUUGCGUCAUUCCUAUCAAAAUAACGGUUUUAGUUAUUUGUAUUUUAUAAAACUGAAAAAGCUGAUAUAAAACUGACUUCCGUUUUAUGCUGUGUAUAGAGUUAAAAAAAGCAAUUGGGGGUUGGCAGAGCACUUCAAAAGUGUUGAGAAGCACUUUGCUACGCAUCAUGCUUCUCGUGUUUUCCUAAUCCCUUUUUGACUUCAAAAAUGGACACAGCACACGCGUUAGCUAUUUCUUCAGUGUAAAACGAGUCAUUCGACUCUUUGCAGAUUACCAUAAUCUAUAUUCUAAGACUUUAAAACCUUUAUCAACUUGUUAACACUUACAUAUAUAUAUAUAUUAAGAGUUACCAGAAGUGAUAUACUUAUGUAAUCAAUUUAUAUAGCCAACGAACAAGCUAGUUUUGACCAUGGAUCAUCAGUAUAUGAUCCACGUAAUUAACGAAUGAAAGCUUUUCAAAAACCGACUAUGUACUGCUGUUUGUAAUAGCCGCUAUGUUUGGAUGAAUUUAACAAAACCACACCAACCAUAAAAACUGACAAGAACAAAUACAAAAACACGAAAGAAUGGCAUUAUUAUCUUCUGCUUAAUCAUCGAACAUGGUGGUGGCCAUGUCCUUUUCUUAGGAACUAAAUCCGCCAGUCUGUAGAGGAUUGAUAAUUUCAAUAUCAGUCAUAUGUGUAGCAAGUGCAGUCAGCAAGGAGGCCACAGCCCAACAAUAUACACUGUACAUAUAGUUAGGGGUAUAUUAUCGAUUACAAUAUUUAGAAAGAAUUGAACUAAAAGACCACAUUGGGGUAGGGUAGCUGCGCAAAAGAAGGUGGUCGCUUAAUAGAGGUCAAAAGAAACAGGUGUGAAAAUUAAUCAUAUAUUAUAUUAAGAGCGACUGGUCGUGAAACAGAGGUUGGUCGGUAAUAAGGUGACCGCUUGAACCAUAUUUACUUAGUUAAGUAUUAAGACUUGUAAUGUAUCAUAGCUCAAUAAACCUGUGUUUUUGGGAACUCCUAGAUGAGUAUGUAGAAAUGCGCUCAGUGAUUAUAAGUUUAAUACAAAGAAAUAAAAAACCCUCCUCAUCUUU